AUGCUGCACAUCAUUGACAUGAAUUCAACUGCUUCCGAAAGGAAGGGGAACCCAGAAGAUGGCAGGCAGCAACAGGGGCUGGCUGAGGGCAGUGGGUGCCCGGCGGCGGGUGGCAGCUGCUCUGCCUGUCUCUCACAGCAGCUGGAGUUCAUCACCCCCUUCCAGCUGUACUUCAACCCCGACCUCAUCUUCAGGAAGUUCCAGAUAUGGAGGCUGAUCACCAACUUCCUCUUUUUUGGGCCCCUGGGAUUCAGUUUCUUUUUCAACAUGAUAUUUCUGUACAGGUACUGCCGCAUGCUAGAAGAAGGCUCCUUCCGUGGAAGGACGGCUGACUUUGUCUUCAUGUUCCUCUUUGGAGGGUUUCUCAUGACACUAUUUGGACUCUUUGCCAGCCUGUUUUUCCUGGGCCAGGCUUUCACCAUCAUGCUGGUGUACGUGUGGAGUCGCAGGAACCCUUAUAUCCGCAUGAACUUCUUUGGGCUUCUUAACUUCCAGGCCCCCUUCUUGCCCUGGGUCCUGAUGGGAUUCUCUCUGCUCCUGGGCAACUCCAUCAUCAUCGACUUACUGGGGAUUGCAGUGGGUCACAUCUAUUAUUUCUUGGAAGAUGUUUUCCCCAACCAGCCUGGAGGAAAGAAGUUGCUGUUAACCCCUGGCUUCCUGAAGAUGGUAUUUGACACACCUGAAGAGGAUCCCAACUAUAACCCUCUCCCUGAGGAUCAUCCAGAAAACCAACCUAGAGACCAAGACCAGAACCAGCAGCAGCAUCCACAGUAACACAGGGGACUUCUCCGUGUGGCCAGAUUCCUCUCUUCCAGCUGGACUUACGCUGUGGCCCAGAGAUCCUACUGGAAUAACACCAGUUGCCAUUCCGAUGUGUAAUGUUUCACUGUUUGUAUGGGUAACCCAUCUUCCCCUUGUACCAAGUGGUUCCACAGAGCUUUGCACGUAAGAACUGAUGAAUGCUUAUGGAGGUAUUCUAGGAACAGGGACUGGAAGCUGUGAUGGCCCCUCAGUUACCCAGUGGGGAAUAAGUAUCAAAUGGGGUGUUAAACCAGUUACUCCUUCUCUUGCUGUGUGCCAGGUCACUCUUGCCCUCUGUACAAAGACUAAUGCUCCUGGCUCUCACUGUUGCGAGACCUCUUUGUGGGCUUUCAAUGAAGUAGUACUCCCAACUCUACCAUGGUAGAAUGCAGCUCAGCCUCUUCCUUUCCUCUAAGUCCCCCACUCCUUUUUCAGUUGUUGUUUCCAAAGAGUCUUUACAUUAAAGUCUUUAUUUUUCA
Aptenodytes forsteri (emperor penguin) is the source of this 1280-nucleotide messenger RNA. RefSeq names its product derlin 3 (gene DERL3). The record is from RefSeq and is a predicted model, not a curated record. The coding region runs from base 1 to 774 and encodes 257 amino acids. The transcript is spliced from 7 exons. Gene Ontology annotation, molecular function: ubiquitin-specific protease binding; misfolded protein binding. NCBI's taxonomy places the organism in Eukaryota, Metazoa, Chordata, Aves, Sphenisciformes, Spheniscidae. Gene Ontology annotation, biological process: endoplasmic reticulum unfolded protein response. Gene Ontology annotation, cellular component: endoplasmic reticulum membrane; Hrd1p ubiquitin ligase ERAD-L complex.